Molecule: messenger RNA, 234 nt
Organism: Adineta ricciae
Lineage: Eukaryota; Metazoa; Rotifera; Eurotatoria; Adinetida; Adinetidae
Source: the annotation of a GenBank genome assembly
AUGCAAAAGAUUGAUAUAGUCGAUCUUGAACUUCAAUACAGUGAUGAAUUUCCAAGUGUUCAUCUAUUGUACCUUAAAGCACUACAGGAAAGCAAGUCUAGCAAAAUAACUAUGAUUCAUGGUCCAUCGGAAACAGGCAAAACUAGCUACUUCCGCUGUCUGAUCAACGAAAUCGAGGAUAAAGAAUUGGGUGAUGUUCCACCACUGAUUUUGCACGUGUCAACUGUUGGAUGA